Molecule: messenger RNA, 921 nt
Organism: Merops nubicus (carmine bee-eater)
Lineage: Eukaryota; Metazoa; Chordata; Aves; Coraciiformes; Meropidae
Gene: NAGA
Product: N-acetylgalactosaminidase, alpha-
Exons: 6
Biological process (GO): oligosaccharide metabolic process; glycoside catabolic process; glycosylceramide catabolic process
Cellular component (GO): cytoplasm
Molecular function (GO): alpha-galactosidase activity
Source: RefSeq, a predicted model, not a curated record
CUGAAGCUGGGCAUAUACGCCGACCUGGGCACCUUCACCUGCGGGGGCUACCCGGGCACCACGCUGGACCUUGUGCACCAGGAUGCCCAGACCUUUGCGGAGUGGGGGGUGGACAUGCUGAAGCUGGACGGGUGCUACUCAUCAGCAGAGGAGCAGGCAAAGGGCUAUCCAGAAAUGGCGAGGGCCUUGAAUGCCACGGGCCGCCCUAUUGUCUACUCCUGCAGCUGGCCAGCCUACCAGGGGGGGCUCCCCCCCAAGGUGAACUACACCGUCCUGGCAGAGUUCUGCAAUCUGUGGCGUAACUACGGCGACAUCCAGGACUCGUGGAGCAGCGUGCUGAACAUCCUGGACUGGUUCUUCAACAACCAGGACGUGCUGCAGCCAGCAGCAGGCCCUGGCCACUGGAACGACCCAGACAUGCUUAUCAUUGGAAACUUUGGCCUCAGCUACGAGCAGUCACGCUCCCAAAUGGCCUUGUGGACAGUGAUGGCAGCUCCACUCCUCAUGUCCACGGACCUCCGCAGCAUCUCCCCGAGCGCCAAGGAGAUCCUGCAGAACCCCCUGAUGAUCCAGAUCAACCAGGACCCCCUGGGCAUCCAGGGGCGCAGGAUUGUCAAGGAGAAGUCCCAGAUCGAGGUGUUCCUGCGCCCGCUGUCCCAGGGUGCCAGUGCCCUCGUGUUCUUCAGCCGCAGGACAGACAUGCCCUUCCGCUACAGCACCAGCCUGGCCAGGCUCCACUUCCCCGAGGGCGCCGUGUACCAGGUACAAGACGUGUACAGCGGGCAGAUCAUCAGUGGCCUGAAGACAGGAGACAGCUUUUCAGUGGUGGUGAACCCCUCGGGGGUGGUGAUGUGGUACCUCUACCCCACGGCUCUCCCGGCGCAGGGCCCCGAGGGGGGCUUCCAGCCCGUCCUCCUGUGA